Sodiomyces alkalinus F11 is the source of this 1887-nucleotide messenger RNA. RefSeq lists its product as hypothetical. The record is from RefSeq and is a predicted model, not a curated record. Bases 1 to 1887 code for a protein of 628 amino acids. Lineage: Eukaryota; Fungi; Ascomycota; Sordariomycetes; Glomerellales; Plectosphaerellaceae. The transcript is spliced from 5 exons.
AUGGUGCAAGGUACGGAAUCAUGGUGGUUGGCCCAAACCAACCUGGCUUUGACCAAUCAAGUGCCAGCUGCAGCGGAGUGUCAAAUGCAGGUACCGGACCCGCGAAACUUGCUGAGCCGGCUAAGCACUAUACAUACUUUCAUUCAUUCUCGGCAGACUUGCCACUUUGUCCGUCCCGACGAGUUCCCGCCUCAUUGCUGCCUCCUGGUUACUUCUGAAUCCAAACUACUCAGACGACCACGAGUUCCGUUCUUUCCCUCAAGGUGCUCUGGUAUUAGCAUCGCCGGCCCUUUUUCCACAUCCAUCGACGGCUCUUCGAAUCUCCCAACAUCUUGUUCGCCUUUCGUCGACGAACGAUCGAACAGCGUCCACAAAACAACACAUUCAUUUCUGACUACCGCGAUCCUGGCUGGUCUGGCCGGUGGGGCAUAUGCUGCUCAUGAGGGCGGCUUUGCCGUCCUUCACUUCCACUCCAGCAAGCAGAAGGAGAUCGCCCGUGGCCGCGUCGACCCCAUUGUCACGCCCGGUGGGACCGCCCAGCACGUCCACGGCGCCAUGGGUGCCAGCGGCUUCUCCAGAGACGCAACCGGCCAGAGCCUGAAGCGUUCCCGCUGCACCAACUCUCGUGCCAAAGAGGACCUGAGCUCCUACUGGUUCCCCUGGCUCUACUUCCACGAUGAGGAGACGGACACUUUCGAGCCUGUUGACAUCAGCUACGUCAACGUUUACUACUUUUUUGACCGCACCAACGAUGACAUCAAAGCCUUCCCCACGGGACUGCAAUUCGUCGCCGGAAAUGCCAGCACUCGAGUCUCGCCGGGUACUCACGGUCGUACGAACAUCGACCCAAGCAAGGGCACCGUCCAGCCGGUUCAGUGGACUUGCCCUCGAGCCAACUCCAACUACGACAACCCCCCUUCGUGGCCCCUCGACUCGGAUGGAUCCCUAGCCGGUGAGCGUAACCCCCGCAACCACGGCGCCGGAACCGGCUUCCCCAGCGUCGAUUGCGAUGGCAAAUAUUCACCCCUGCGUGCCGAUGUCCACAUGCCGUCGUGCUACAAUCCCGAAGCGGGUCUCGAUGCCCAUAAGACGAACUCGGCCUACCCCAGCGAUGCCGGCGAUGGUCGCGUUGACUGUCCGGAAGGCUGGAUCCACGUUCCCCACAUGUUCUACGAAGUCUACUGGGAUACCCCCAAGUUCCGGGAACGCUGGCCCAGCCACGGCCAGCCGUUCGUCCUGUCGAACGGUGACGUUAGUGGUUACAGUCUGCACGCUGAUUUCAUGGCCGCCUGGGACGAGGACGCCCUCCAGACGGCCAUCGACAACUGCAAUGUCGGUCAUGCUGGCUUGCACACUUGCCCCGGCAUCACGGAGAACACGGUUGACGACUGCGUUGGCGAGUUUCAAUUCCAGGAACUCGUGACCGGCGUACUCGACACCCUUCCCGGCAACCUCCCGCUCCAGGGUUGGAGCUACGGUGUCGACAACGGAGGCGGCGCCGGCAGCAUUGUCGAUGACGUUCUGCCCGAGCCCGUGGAGACCGUGCUUCCCAUCCAUCACGCUCCCGAACUGGACGAUGCCCGUCCCACUCCCGUCUUCUCGACCAUUCAGGAACCCGAGUCCCCCGAGCCAACUCCUGCCCCUGAGUCUCAGCCUGAGCCCGCGCCGGAGCCCGUGCAGGAGCCCGUGGAGGAGGAGCCCGUGCAGGGGGAGCCUGAACCUGAGCCGACGACUUCCUGCAAGAAGAAGGCCAAGACUGUCUGGGAGACCGUCACAGUCACGGCGACCGCCACGCAGAUCGUGUCUGAGCCGGCCCCUACGCCGCUGGAGAAGAUGCGGCGCCACGUCCACCACCACGCCUUGCGUCACCGUAGCCUGCGCAAGUAA